Messenger RNA from Vanessa atalanta (red admiral), 2902 nucleotides. Its product is annotated as periodic tryptophan protein 2 homolog. Gene Ontology annotation, biological process: ribosomal small subunit assembly; maturation of SSU-rRNA from tricistronic rRNA transcript (SSU-rRNA, 5.8S rRNA, LSU-rRNA). The record is from RefSeq and is a predicted model, not a curated record. The coding region runs from base 130 to 2886 and encodes 918 amino acids. Lineage: Eukaryota; Metazoa; Arthropoda; Insecta; Lepidoptera; Nymphalidae. The transcript has 17 exons. Gene Ontology annotation, molecular function: protein binding. Gene Ontology annotation, cellular component: Pwp2p-containing subcomplex of 90S preribosome; small-subunit processome.
AAUAACCAUGUCGCUUUAUUUUGUUGGUUAUGUUGUUAUUACAUUUAUAUCGACAAAGUUAAAUAUAUUUUAGAAACAUUAUUUUUUGGAUUAUUUUGUUGGUAUCAAGCUUAUGAAAGCUACGUUAAAAUGAAGUUCAAUUACAAGUUUCAAAAUCUCCUCGGCACAGUAUACCGUCGUGGUGAUAUUUUGUUUACAAACGAUGGUAAUUGUGUAAUAAGUCCAGUCGGUAAUAAAAUUACUAUUUACAAUCUUAAGCAAAAUAAAAGCAAUACAUUACCAGUCGAAAGCAAUUUCAAUUAUACAGCCAUUGAUGUCUCUCCAAAUGGAUCAAUACUUCUUGCUAUCAAUGAAAAGGGUGAAGCUCAAAUGAUCAGUCUCUUGACAUGCACUGUUAUACACAGAUACAAAUUCAAGCAGCAAGUAAAUGCCGUUAAAUUUAGUCCCGAUGGUAAACUUUUUGCUGCCUGCUGUGAUGAUACAGUAUUCAUAAUGACAGCACCUAGCAGUUUUACAGGCGAAUUUCGUUCAUUCAUAAUGAAAAGAGUAUUUAAAAAGUCACAUGACCAAGUUACUUGCCUUGAUUGGUCAAGUUGUGGCAAGUUACUAGCAGUUGGAUCUAAAGAUACCACAACUAAAAUAUUCACAUCAGAAUAUUUGGAUAACUUAAACAUGUACUCGUUAAGUGGGCAUACAGAUAAAAUAGUGGGAGUAUUUUUUGAAAAAGCGAGUUUAGACCUUAUUACUGUUAGCCGUAAUGGUCAAGUUUGUUUGUGGGAGGCAACGAUAGACUCAGAUGAUUUAGUGACAUCUGCAGUACAAAUAUCACAUAAAAAGAGACGGAAGUUGCAAAAGGACGCUGAACUACAAGAGGAUGAAGUUGAUGAAGAGAAUAUAAUUGAAAAAGAUAAGGAAUAUAUUGAGAAUGACAAAGAUGAAAAUAUGGAAUCAGAGAAAAAAGUUGAUGAUGAUAAAAGACUGCAGUACAAGAAGUUAGGUCGUCACUACAUAGGUGAUGCAAUAAGAAACGCCCACCAUAAAGUGAGGUUAUCGGCUGCAGCUUACCAUAAAAAUACUAAGAUAUUAGUUACUGGUUUCACAUCUGGAAUAUUUUUUCUCCAUGAAAUGCCCGAUGUGAAUUUGAUUCACACACUUAGUAUAUCCGAGCACAGGAUCAGCAGCAUAGCAAUGUCGCCUCAGGGUGACUGGAUCGCUUUCGGGUGUCCAAAUAUAGGACAGUUGCUCGUUUGGGAGUGGCAGAGCGAGCAGUAUGUAAUGAAACAACAAGGACACUCAUUAGACAUGACUUGUCUCGCGUAUUCGCCUGACGGUCUCUACAUAGUCACUGGAGGUUACGACGGAAAGGUCAAAGUGUGGAACACGACCUCUGGUUUUUGUUUCGUGACCUUCAAUGAACACAGCUCGACCGUGACGAAUAUUGUCUUCAGUGCUAAUAAAAAGUUCUUUGUUUCAUCGUCGUUAGAUGGAACUGUGAGGUGUUAUGAUCUCACGAGGUAUCGUAACUUCCGGACCUUAACGUCUCCGAGUCUAGUUCAGUUCAGUUGCGUGGCGCUGGACUCCAGCAGCGAGCUGUGUGCCGCGGGGGGACACGACGUCUUCGAAAUAUUCAUCUGGUCCAUCAAGUUUGGCAAGCUCUUAGAGGUGCUGGGGGGGCACGAGGCGCCGGUGGCGUGCGUGGCGUUCAGCCCCGCGCUGGCCAGCUCGCGCCUCGCCUCGGCCUCGUGGGACCGCUCCGUGCGCCUGUGGAACUGCGUCGAGACCAGCUCCGACUGCGACACCAUUCAGCUCACCGCGGACGCCCUGCAGGUCGCCUUCCGACCCGACGGGGAGGAGAUAGCAGUGUCGACCCUGGAUGGUAACAUCACCUUCUUCAACGCCACCACCUGUGACCAGGCCGGAAGUAUAGAGGGCAGAAAUGAUCUAGGUUCCGGGAGAGCUGAUACAGAUCUAAUUACACCUGAAAAGAUGCUGAAAACGAAGGCUUUCACGACUCUCUGCUACUCAGCGGACGGUACGUGCGUCCUCGCCGGCGGGAACUCCAAGAACGUGUGUCUGUACAGCAUCAGGGAGUCCGUACUCAUCAGGAAGUUUGUAAUUACACAGAACAGAUCGCUCGACGCUGUUAAUGACUUUAUAAAUCGUCGUUUCCUCACCGAAUUCGGUAAUAUGGCGCUCGUCGAAGAGAGGACGGACUUCGAAGGGGGGGACGUCAACAUACGUCUGCCGGGGGUGAAGUCGGGCGACAUGGCCGAUAGGAGAGUUAAACCUGAGGUGCGUGUCCACUGCGUUCGGUUCUCCCCGACCGGUGAAAAUUUCGCAGUAGCGGCGACGGAGGGACUCCUGCUUUACAGUCAGAACGCGGGUCUGGAUGGAUCUUUCAGACCCUACCGCCUGGAGACGGACUCGACGCCGGCGGCGGUGAGGCGGCGGCUGGCCGAGCGCUCGUGGGGCGAAGCCCUGCUGGCGGCGCUGCAGCUCAACCAGCACGACCUCAUACAGCAGUGCGUCGAGGCCGUACCGCCCUCGGACAUUCAACUGACAGUUGUGGGUCUAGAAGAUGACUACUCGUAUCGUCUCCUUAACUCACUCGCACGUCUUCUAGAAGACAGCAGACAUUUGGAGCAUCUUCUAAUUUGGUUGAAAUAUCUCGUCACGGACAAGAAGAAAGUACCGCCCAGUGUGCUUCUAGCCUUAGAAAAGGUUUUGACUGUUAAAUAUUCGCAGCUCAGUAAAAUAUGUGACUUCAACAAAUAUACGAUACGUUGUAUCAAAGCUGUCAGUGAAAUAACUCCGAAGCAAGAUGUUGAAAUGGACAGCGACCAUUCGAGCGGGCGCGGUACUUUCUCCGACUCAGACUCUGAUUAAAAUAAAGCAUUUCAAU